This is a messenger RNA of Amoebophrya sp. A25, 264 nucleotides long. NCBI's taxonomy places the organism in Eukaryota, Dinophyceae, Syndiniales, Amoebophryaceae. The record is from the annotation of a GenBank genome assembly.
GAAAGUCUUUAUAUCGGGUCUUCACGGCACUUGUGGAAGAAUAUUAUCUUUCCAUGAUCUGUGAUCUUCGGACAAGAAAAACGUCCGCUAGUCUCAUUAAGUGGUGGAACUACGACUAGCAGUACCAUCUAUAGGACUUUCUCAAUGUGCGUUUGCUCGCUCCUCGUUCUGUUGAAGUGCGUCCAUUGGGCGGUCGAUCGGUACUGUUGUGUGAAAGCUUCUUGGUUUCGUCACUUCACUCACCUUCUCAAGUUGCAUCGAUGA